Geodia barretti is the source of this 1719-nucleotide messenger RNA. The record is from the annotation of a GenBank genome assembly. Lineage: Eukaryota; Metazoa; Porifera; Demospongiae; Tetractinellida; Geodiidae.
AAUUCCCAUUUCAAAUAAUAUGGCACACACAAUCUAAGAGGUAUACACAAGGAAAGUGUGGGGGCCCAGUUUCAGUAGAAGAAGCCCAGUAUCUUCCCCCCCGUGUGUUUUCUUCUCGCCUCUUCGUGAUCCAUGAUUCCAGAGGAUGUGGUGAGCACUAUAUACCUGCACCAGAGAGGUGGGAGGGAGAGGGGGAUAAAUAUGUGGGAAGCUAAGGUGAAGACUCACCCAAACUGUCUGGAAGGCAAGAGGUUCCUGGCCCAUUUCUCAAUUUCACUAAUUGGUACGUCGAAGCGUGGACUGAUGACUCCGCACUUGUUGAGUCGGCCGUUUAGGAAGACGACAAUCUUGCCUCCUCGGUGGUCGUCCACGAUCUCAAACUCACCAAUGUAGCCUAUGGUUGAGCAAGAAUACUCCAAUUGAUACACACCAUAAUACUGCCGAGUCAGGGCGACUUCAGAGACUUGGCAACUCACCGUGUUUCAUCAUGACAGUGAGAAACUUGACCAGAACCUUUGAGCAGGGCCUCAGGAGAACCUGUCGCUUCCCCCUCUUCUCCGCGUUGCAGAUUGCCCGCAGGGCGUCGUUCAGCACACUCAUACGCACCAUGACUGGAAGAAAUACAACAGGUAGUUACAUACAGGGGCUUUCUUGGGCGGUUCUGAGGCCCCUUAAGUAAGAUGAGGAUGGAUUGGGCGCUGCUCACCUUGUGUCUUUACCAAUCCGCCAUGUGCAGUUAGGAAAAGGGGUGUUACCACGCAUGCGCAAAGGAUAAGGUCGUGAGACGACUUCCGCUGAGUCAGCAGCAGCACUGCGAAGGCGACAAAAACAAGGGUCGAAGAUGUCUUACUGCGGGUGGUUUUCGGGGGAGAAAUACAAGGAUCACUUUGAGUCUGGCAUCUACGUGUGCUCCAAGUGCGGGAACGAGCUGUUCUACAGCACCAAGAAAUUCGAGCACUCGUCUCCGUGGCCGGCCUUCACCGAGACCGUGAAACCGGACAGCCUCUCCAAGUACGAGGAGAGUCCCUCGGCUCUCAAGGUCUCGUGCGCCAAGUGUAGCAAUGGGCUGGGGCACGAGUUUCUGAACGACGGGCCGAAACAGGGCCAGUCCCGUUUCUGAAUAUUCUCCUCCUCCCUCUCCUUCAAGGAGAAGACGGAGGAGGCCUCAUAAACUGGGGAACGAGAGGGGUACGCUGGAGGUGGUAACUGUAUUAUAAGAAGAGCUGUCUAUUUUUUUAUUCCUUUUUGCUUUCUGUUGUGUGUGUGUGUCGUUCCAUGUCUCAUGAUACCAGUCAGUGAAACUCCGCCAUAGGAGUACUGUCAGGUGGAAUUUUUUCAUGGAGAGACGGUUCACUUUCACUUGUCCACAAUCUACAGUACUUCAUGUGUGAAUAAUAUUUUUUUAUACAAACUGCCAAUCUUCUUGAUUCGUAAUAUCAGAAUUGUAUGGUGACAAAGUGUAUAUAAGAUUGUUGGUCACAGUUUGGGUUUGAAUGUGUUCUUCUCUUCUCUGAGGCAACCCAUCACAUCCACAGGGGUCAGAUUUCCCACAGUGUGACAUCACAUCAGCCUCCCUGAGGAUGUGUAUUAUCACCACUGCACACUGGUAUGAUAGGCGGUGGGGGACAGACACUAACUUGACUCUCAUGAAAGGGUUGAAUGUCAGUUCUUGCUCAAUGCUGGAAGGGACUGUUGGAAUGUUUGUCAGUCGCUGACCCU